AGGUGGUGAUACCUCUUGUUCUAGUCGUGGUGGCGAUACAACCACAAGCACAAGCACUUCGACAGGUGGUGGAAUAUCAAGCACGACAGCGAGCGAUUGUGCUUCAACAACGACAGGAAAAACCUCAAGUAGAAGAGUGUCUUUGACUGGACCAGGAGCGCCUGUCGUAGAUGCCGAAUCAGAGAUCGGCAUAGUCGUUGAGAAAGUAGCAGGAC
Messenger RNA from Amoebophrya sp. A25, 215 nucleotides. Lineage: Eukaryota; Dinophyceae; Syndiniales; Amoebophryaceae. The record is from the annotation of a GenBank genome assembly.